CGAUGCCAUCCGUUCAUCGUAUGCUGUGCAGCCGUGUAGGUUCUCUCUUGCUCUUCUUUACCAGCAUUGAUCGCGGGAUACGCCAGGGUGCAGACCUCUGGAGCCACGCAAAAGCAAUCUGACUCCGACAUCUCGUGAACGGCAAUUACUUACCUCGAACGUGGCACUCACUUACGACCGUAGCCAUGUCGGGCAAGCAGACUGCCUCGGGUGGCGCGGGGGUGGGACCCUCGCGGCGCUCAUGGGACGUGGAAGAAUUUACUGCCAAAGCCAGGGAGAGGGAUCGUGAAGAGAAGGAGCGGGCUGUCGAGAAUGAGGAGCGAAUGCGAAAAGGACUGAAACCGAACAAGCGAAAGAAGGAAGAGAUGCCAAAACCGACCAAGAUGCUCGAGGCGAGGGUGGAACCACUUGCGUUGGACAAGAAUCAAGGCAAGUCCAUGAUGGUCGAAGGCAAGAAGGGCCCGGGGUUUUACUGCGAGCUGUGCAAUCGCAUAUGCAAGGACAGCGGUCGCUAUCUCGAUCACAUCAACGGCCGAAUGCAUCUGCGAAUGAUGGGGAUGACGACGCAAGUUGUGAGGUCGUCACUAGAGGCCGUGCGUGCCAAGAUCGCGGCGCUUCGAGAAAGCAGGGCCAAUGGCAGCCAAGCGCGAUCCUACGAUUUUGAAGCGCGUCUGCGGCAAAUAGCAGAAGAGAAGCAGAAGGAAAAGGAGGAACGAAAAGCCAAGAAGAAAGCUGCGAAAGAAGAUGCCCGAAGGAAAGGGGCGGCGGAUGUGGCUAUGGAUAUGGAUCAAGAUGCCAUGGCCAUGUUGGGCUUUGGGGGUUUUGGAUCUACCAAGAAGCGGUAG
This is a messenger RNA of Tilletiaria anomala UBC 951, 845 nucleotides long. RefSeq lists its product as uncharacterized. NCBI's taxonomy places the organism in Eukaryota, Fungi, Basidiomycota, Exobasidiomycetes, Georgefischeriales, Tilletiariaceae. Gene Ontology annotation, molecular function: nucleic acid binding; zinc ion binding. The transcript is spliced from 3 exons. Bases 186 to 845 code for a protein of 219 amino acids. Gene Ontology annotation, biological process: mRNA splicing, via spliceosome. Gene Ontology annotation, cellular component: U4/U6 x U5 tri-snRNP complex; spliceosomal complex. The record is from RefSeq and is a predicted model, not a curated record.